AUGGAGAUAAUUAGAGGCACAGUAAGUAAGAUCAUCAUCUUGCUGACGAUGAUGUUGCAAGUAUACGGUAUAAUGGAAGUAUUCAGCCAUGAAAAUAAUAAUUCACUACCGCUCAAUUCAGUAAUAAAUAGUAAGUUUUCAUUAACUCGCAAUAAAAGUGCCACAUCCACAAUCAAAGAAACCGUGAUAUGUCAACCAACAUCAACAAAUAUCUUGCCUGUUAGUAAUUAUAACAGCAUAUCGUCGAUACCAGAGUACGUUAAAGAUAAAUUAGAAUCCCUGAUAAUUUGUUUUGGUUCUUUUUCCUGGGUUUUCCAAUAUAAGAUUGGCGUCCUGAUACAAAAGAUGAAACAGGAAUACUUUUUUGAACACGGUUGGUCGCAGGAUCAUGUAACGUGUGAGAAUGAUUUCGUUCUAACAAGGCGAUACGAUCCCAUUUAUAGAAUGUGGGUACCCUAUAUAACAUUUGUGGAAUCCUAUACUGAUGGAUAUAGUUGUGACAAUAUACCAUAUAUUGAUGCAACGAAAGCGGGACAGGAUCGAAUAGAAUAUUUGUUGAAUAGUGAUGUGACAUUGGCUGACAAUAUUGGAUUCUCAUUCAAUUAUUCAACAAGUAUUGAAGGUGGUGGUUCAGUGGUAGUGAAGUGUCGAUUACACCAUAUGCAAAAUGUAUGGAAAUUGUAUGGAGUAGAGAAUAUUUUAUGUAAUAAUACAUGGGAAGAGACGAAGUCUAAAUAUAAUCUGCUUUAA
Molecule: messenger RNA, 750 nt
Organism: Maudiozyma barnettii
Lineage: Eukaryota; Fungi; Ascomycota; Saccharomycetes; Saccharomycetales; Saccharomycetaceae
Exons: 1
Coding region: 1-750 (249 amino acids)
Source: RefSeq, a predicted model, not a curated record